AUGGUGGAUAUUGUAACUCAUACAAUGCCUGCAGAAAGUGACGCACACGUGGCCAGAAACUUUCUCACAAAGAUUUUGCGAAGUUCUAUGAGAAGGAAUGAGUCUUCAUGUCGGCCCCACUCCUGGAACUCCAAAUCUGCCGAAAACCCCAUCACAGACAUCCCAAAAUCUGAAGCAGAGUCUUCUUGGCCGACAAGAUAUGAUGCAAGUUCACCCUCAAAAGACUACACCAGCUGUUGGGGUCAGACGAAUCUGCGACAAGUGUCUUGCCAGUUCAGCUCAGUGGGAAAUAUGGAAAGUGUAGAGCCCUUAGCUCACGCUUUCUCUAAAGAGUCACAGUCGAACAAGCUUAGUGAUGGAGUGGACCAUUCAGUGCUUCAGAGGGGUCUCAACAAGCCUCCAUCAUUUUUGUCAGGCGCAAAAGACCCCGUUGCACCUCGAAGUAUCACCACCACUGAAGGCAUGUUUUACAGAGGCAGUCCAAAUGAGCUUACCAAUGACUGCCACAGAUACCUGCAGAUACCCAUGAGCACAGGUGGAUGUGUGAGUCCCAGCAUAGAGGAGCACGCUGCCUUUAAAUUCUCCUCCAGCGGGAGAUCAAACCCUGGACCUGUGAGGCAUGUUCCUGACAAUAAACCAUCAACUGCACCUCCUCCUCCACUGCGUAGUGAUAGUUUCACUGCCACCAGAGUUCACGAGAAGGGCCUGGUUGGGUCGUUCCCUGAAGGAUUUUCUGUGUAUCCACCCUCCAGAACUGUGGAUAGACACAGUGACGAUAUCCACGCCAGCGAAAUGGGACGGGAGGCGAGACAUAGCUACAACCCACCUCCAAAAAAAGACUUUCUUCAUCUAUAUCUUUCCAUUAAAGACUGCAACCAAAAUCAGAUAAACCCUAGCAAAGCAUUUUCCCGCUCAAGCACUGAUGUAAGACAAGCCCAGAACCCGUUUACGUAUGAAGUCCAUCAUCAGAGACAGCACAGCAAUGAGAGUCCCUUUGCGAUGUAUCCUAGUACUGCAUGUACACCAAAGACUCAGAGCGUCGGAAGCUACUACCAAAGUCUUCAAGACUUGCCAACCAAUUCAGAGACUCAAAACUCUGCUAGAACUUCAACAACCUUUGAACACAACCAUGAAGGCCAAUCUCAUUUCCGAUACUACUGCAUCACUACCCAGCAGCCAUGCCAAGAAUCCUCUACCCAUCCACAGGGAUUGAGAGGAAAUGAACGGAGGACUGAAGUAGGGACCACGCCGGGAACUAUUGGCUCUCAAAAGAUUGCAAAGACAAAGACAAAGUAUCUCCAACCUUAUCUUAACCUGCCUGAGAAUGGUUGCACCAAAGAGGCCAUCAAUCCUCCUCCAACUGAAGCUACGUCUCCUCAACCUCCUCGUGUCUUUCUAAAGUCCAGCUCUAGUGAAAAGGAAAGAAACUCCCCUGAAAAGAAUAAAGGUGGGUUCCAUCACGAACCCAACCAUCAGACGGAGCAGAAGUCCAGUCCCUGGAUCAUUCAGGAGGAGAAGAUCUGUCCAAUUAAGACGCCCAUGUUAUACUCUUUGACCCAGGAGAGCAAGAUGAUUGCGGAAAAAUCGAUAGUAUCAUCCAAAGAAGCAAGUCAUCAAGAAUCCUCCGACUCCAUAGGUGGCAAACUGGGAAGAAGGAGCGACCGUUAUGCCACCACUUUACGCAAAGAGAUCCAACAGAAGAAAGCUCAGCUGCAGAAAAGCCGAAGUGCGGCUAACUUGAUCUGCUCCAGUGAAGUUGAGGACGACUCUGUCGUCUGGAAGUCCAACGAGACCUCGACCUCCUCAUCCGAUGGCUCCUUCACCAACACCUACAAGGAUCAUCUGAAGGAAGCCCAAGCCAAAGUUCUGAAGGCCACAUCUUUUAUGAGGAGAGAUCUGGAACUUCCCGGGGACAAAACUUCAACAGGCCAACCUCCAAAAAAUGGCCAACUCACCUGUAUUGGAGGACGUAAACGGUUUGCUAUGGAUAAUAAAAUGCACUCUUUCUCUGAACCAGAUAAGAUCAAUGAAGUAGGGGUUGAAGAUAAAGCAGUUGGGUCCUUUGUGGACCGAUAUCAAUUCUUUGAGAGUUCUAGUAAACCGAAUUUCCAAAAGCCCAUUAUUAAGCAGUCCCUGCCCGGUCGCAGAGACAAAACUGAAUUGACAAGAGACACCCUAGAUGAAGGUAUCCCUAGAUCUCCAUUCAGACAGAGUAAAUCAAGCCGUUCAAACCUGAACGCUCAACAACAACAACGUCUCGAGACGUUUGCUGAAUAUGAGGCUACGUGGAACAUGCAGAAGAAGACAAUGGAAAGAGGAAACGCAGGCAGAUUUCACUCCGCUGAAAACAUUCUGGACUCUAGCGGCACGGUGUGCGUUCACGAAAGAUCACGUUCUUCCCCGUCUGCUGACAUUCACACUCGGAAAACACUGCCACCCAAAAUGUCUUCAUCGGAACACAAGGACAAACGGGAGACUUGUGUCAUCAGGGAGCAAAAUCCUGUUAGCAUCCCUGAGGCGAUCACACUGAAUAUUCCCCAAAAUGAAGACGUGGCAAAUCCUCCCCCACCCAACCAGACACCAAGACCCGAUUCCACAGAUCCGUCACCUCUCUCCUCACAUCAUCUCCAGGUUCCUGUAUCUGGCAAGUUAUGUCCAAAAAAUACAGGGACUGAAUAUCAAAGGCCUGUGUGGUCCAGGGAGGAAACUCCCACCCAUCUAGAAACAACAGAGCCCACACAGGGGGCCUCACCGGUGAGAAAAACACCUGAGCCGACUCAAUCCUUCACCAGACUGUGUUCUUCACCCUGUCAUACUGAAACCCUGGAAAGAGAAAUGUGCUUGACAUCAGAGGACGGCGAGGGGGAGUUUUCUCUUGUUCUCCCUGUGUUAGGUCAUAUCUCCGUCUCUUCCCAACAGAACACUGAUGUGACCGUAACCUCAGAUAACAGGACACACUCUCCGUCUCCUGUGUUCUUCACACGGACUAUUACAGAUGAAGCACACGUGAAGAAAACACAUCCAGACAUCGGUUGUAAAUUUGAGGAAACGUCAGAAACAGACGCCGCCGGACAGAAGCUCAACAUACAGAAUGAUUCAGAGAGAGGAUCAUCUGGAGGAUGUGAAGAGAAUAAAACCGCUCAACUGAAGAACAGCAGCACACAUCAGAGUUCAUCUGAACAUCAAACCAAUGACAGGACAGAAUUGCUCAACACCAGUGACCCCACCCAACGCUCGGAGGACGACCUGAAGAGAGAGGAACUGGCCAGAGACAUCAUGGGAAAAGAUAAGAGUCUUGUGGAUAUCUUAGAUCAGAGUAAGUUGAAGACCACCAUGGAUCUGAUGGAGGGGAUCUUUCCUCAGGGUGAACACAUCCAACAGAGGAGGAAGAACACGAACAAACACGUGUGUGUGAAAAACACGCAGAUGAGGCUGGAGGAGAGUUUGACCGCGUCUGUGUCUUUAUUGAGCACUUCUUCAUAUUACAGCACAUCUGCACCUAAAGCUGAGCUGCUCAUCAAGAUGAAGGACAUGCAGGAACACAUAAAUCAACAUGACUCAGAAGAGGAGCUCGACUCGGAUCUGUCCAACAAGAAGCAAGAGUUGAUGGACAGUUUGAGCCGUAAGCUGCAGGUGUUGCGAGAGGCGCGGGCGAGUCUGCGAGAUGAUCUAGAAGACAAGAUCAAACUGGGUGAAGAACAACUUAAAAGUCUGAAAGACAGUCUACCGCUGGACCAGAGACUACUCUACUGAUCCAUAAUAAACCAGACUACACCCUACUGAUCCAUACUGAACCUGAC
Molecule: messenger RNA, 3800 nt
Organism: Triplophysa rosa
Lineage: Eukaryota; Metazoa; Chordata; Actinopteri; Cypriniformes; Nemacheilidae
Gene: shroom2b
Product: shroom family member 2b
Biological process (GO): actin filament organization
Cellular component (GO): adherens junction; cortical actin cytoskeleton; apical junction complex
Molecular function (GO): actin filament binding
Source: RefSeq, a predicted model, not a curated record